AUGCCCUCGACGAAGACACCAAGCCCCAGCCCGAAGCCCGGCAAUCGCCCACGAUGGAUGCUGCACGUCCAAGCGCAGUUCUGGCGCGUCCUCAUGGGCAUCGGAAUGAUGCUCCAUCGACUCGCACGGCCACGGCCACGACGCCCUGCCUUUAAUAAAGAUAUCGAUGCGACCGUCUCGCCGCUGAAGGGGAAGUUUAGAUUGAACUUCUACGUCCCCAAGGAUUACAAGCGGCACAAGAAGCUCAAGGGUGUUAAGAGGUACCCUGUUGUCAUCAACUUCCAUGGCGGUGGUUUCGUCUUGGGCACGGCACACGACGAUGCCCGCUGGUGCAAUAUCGUGGUCGAGGAGGUCGGAGCUGUCGUCGUCAGCGUCGACUAUCGGCUUGCACCCGAGUAUCCGUUUCCUACAGCAGUCGAGGAUGGUGCAGAUGCGAUCCUAUGGCUAGCCCAAAACGCGGAAGAACUUAUGCUGGAUCCCGACCGUUUUGCCGUAUCAGGCUUCUCGUCAGGAGGGAACAUGAGUUUUACAGUCCCGCUGUGUCUCCAAGGCGAAUUGUUCGAGCGAACACCAUCUGGAGCGUACAUUCUCGACGACCGAGCAGGCAGCAUCCCGGCCGCAGUCAUUCAGCCUCCUGCCGCCACGUAUGGAGCGCAUCUCACUCCAAAUGGCUCACGCGUUCCUCUUGUGCGCCAGAAAUCCCGCCUCGACAGGAUUGCUAUGCUUCGGCAAACAGGCGCAUCGUCCCUCUCGCUCAUCUCUUCGUACAAGGACGGCUCAGCGGUAUCUGUCAUGACAGAGGCCUCCAACGCAAUUGUCAAGAUCCGAGGCAUCGUCUCCUUCUACCCACCGACAGACUACACCCAAACCCGUGCCCAGCGCCGCGCCACCUGCGUGCGAGCAGAUCAGCAACUCCCCGCCGUCUUCACAGAACUUUUCGACGACUCAUACCUUCAACCGCCUUCGCUAGACCUUGCGCAUCCCUGGCUAAGCCCUGGCGUGGCACCGAAACGCAUGCUCGAAGCCCUCCCAGACGACAUUGUCCUAUUCUGCUGCGAGUGGGAUAUGCUGCUUGCCGAGGGUGAACGCUUCCGCGACACCCUUUCAAAGGACCUGGGAAAGAGAGUACAUUAUCAUUGUGUCCCUGGGGUACCGCAUGGAUGGGAUAAGGCGCCAAAUCCACUAAGAGAGAGCCCGGGCGCGAGGCAACAGUAUUUGGUUGCGUGUAAGGAGUUGAAGCGCAUGUUUGAGAUUGAAGACGACGACGACGAUGAGGAGCAUGAUUACAGGAAGGAUCUGCCGUGCAGGCAGUAUCAUAAGUCUGUGGAUUUGGGGCAGCAUCCUUUGGCACAACAGCAAACAUAG
This is a messenger RNA of Cucurbitaria berberidis CBS 394.84, 1365 nucleotides long. RefSeq names its product alpha/beta-hydrolase. NCBI's taxonomy places the organism in Eukaryota, Fungi, Ascomycota, Dothideomycetes, Pleosporales, Cucurbitariaceae. The transcript has a single exon. Bases 1 to 1365 code for a protein of 454 amino acids. Gene Ontology annotation, molecular function: hydrolase activity. The record is from RefSeq and is a predicted model, not a curated record.